This is a messenger RNA of Podospora bellae-mahoneyi, 2822 nucleotides long. RefSeq names its product ATP-dependent DNA helicase yku80 (gene YKU80). Gene Ontology annotation, molecular function: telomeric repeat DNA binding; double-stranded DNA binding; damaged DNA binding. The transcript has 4 exons. The record is from RefSeq and is a predicted model, not a curated record. Gene Ontology annotation, cellular component: nucleus; Ku70:Ku80 complex. NCBI's taxonomy places the organism in Eukaryota, Fungi, Ascomycota, Sordariomycetes, Sordariales, Podosporaceae. Bases 237 to 2414 code for a protein of 725 amino acids. Gene Ontology annotation, biological process: telomere maintenance; double-strand break repair via nonhomologous end joining; DNA recombination.
CCCGUGCGUCUUUUUGUUGCAGGCACGAGGGUUUAAAUGCUGGGUGACGCGAAGACAUGUGCCCACGCGCGAGAGGGAAGGCAGCAGCUGCCAUCCCAGACCCAGAUCAAGGCGCGUGGGUCCUUUGGCGAUGCUGCCUGGAGAUCGUGUCAACGACCAUUUAUUCGAACACCUGACAUUGAAAUUCGUCUCAAUUCUUCCAUUUUCACUCCAGUUGAUGAGCAAAAACACACAGAAUGGCCGACAAGGAAUCCACAGUCUACGUCGUCGACCUAGGCGAGUCAAUGGCUGAUUGCCAUAACGGCCGCGUCGAAUCUGAUCUCGAUUUUGGUAUGCGCUAUGUUUGGGACAAGAUUUCAGAUACCGUCGCGGCAAGCAGGAAGACGUGGACCAUAGGUUUCGUUGGCUUCAACACCGAUGAGACAGAGAACGAACUCGCGGAUAAAGAUAAGCUCGAGGGCUACGAUAACAUCUCUGUGUUACAGCCCAUCGGCCCCAUGAGCAUGACGGAGCUCAGAGAAUUGCGCUCCAAGGUCCAGCCGUCCAGGAGCUAUGGUGCCGAUCCGGUUUCCGCUAUUGUGGUGGCACUGAAGAUGCUUGAGAACUACAAUCCAAAGCACAAGAUCAAGCGGAGGGUAAUCCUUGUCACCAAUGGCGAGUCGAGCAUUGAUGAUGAAGAGCUGGACCACAUCGCUGCGGUAUUCAACGAGUUCAAAGCUGAACUGAUUGUGAUUGGUAUCGAUUUUGACGACGCUGACUACGGCUUUAAGGAAGAAGACAAGUCUACUAACAAGAAAAACAACGAGAAGGCACUUCAGCAACUGGUGGAAAAGUGCAAUGACGGCGUAUUCGGCACCAUGCAACAGGCCGUGGAUGAGCUGUCAAUACCUCGGAUCAAGCCAGUACGACCAUUCAAGGCCUAUGAUGGGCCUUUGACCCUCGGAGACCCAGACAAAUAUCCUAGCGCCAUCAGCUUCCACGUGGAGCGUUACUACAAGACCAAACGCGCUUCCGCGCCAUCAGCAAGCACCGUCGUGGUCAGCAACAAUAACGGAUUCAGUCAAUCACAGACCUACAAAGACGAAGAUGGGGAUUUUGAGAUGGGCGGAGCCGAGUUCUCCGGUGUCAAGCAAAUGCGCACCUACAAGGUCAACGAUCCCGACGCCCCAGGAGGCAAGAGAGAUGUUGAUUUUGAAGAGCUUGCAAAGGGCUACCAGUAUGGCCGCACGGUGGUUCCGUUUGGCGAGUCCGACCUGUCCAUCACAAAGUACUCGACCAAAAAGUCAUUCACCAUCAUCGGGUUCAUCCCCUUUGACAGUUACAAUCCCUUUAUCAACAUGGGCGAAACGGGUCUGAUUGUGCCCCAGAAAAUGAAUGAGGAGGCCGAAUUGGGACUUUCGGCAUUCAUUCAUGCUCUCUACGAGGCUGACUCGUAUGCUGUUGCCAGAUAUGUGCAAAAGGAUGAGGCUGCAGUUCAGAUUCUUCUUCUCAAGCCCAACACUGGUCUUGAGGAUGAGUUUGAGUGCCUUUACGAUGUACCUCUGCCCUUUGCCGAGGAUAUCCGAAGUUACCAAUUCCCGCCCUUGGACAAGGUGCUUACCGUGUCUGGGAGUGUGCUCAAGGAGCAUCGACUGUUGCCAAACGAUGAUUUGAAGGACGCUGUGAGCGACUUUGUUGACGCAAUGGAUUUGUCGAACUAUGAUGUUGAUGAGGAUGGAAAACCAGUAGACUAUGCACCCGUAGACGAGGUGUACAACCCAAUCAUCCACCGGAUGAACCAGGCCAUCCGAGCCCGGGCUGUUGACCCAGACUCGCCCAUCGGGCAACCAGCCGAGAUUCUGUUGAGGUACUCCAAGCCUCCAAAGAAGCUCCUCGAGAAAGCCAAGCACGAAAUCGGCAACCUGAUCGAUGCCGCAGAACUCAAGAAGGUUCCCGAAAAGGCCAAAGGUCGCUUCGGCAAGAAAGACGCCGUCAAGCCCCUCUCCGGCCUUGACGUUGACUCCCUCCUUGGCGGUCAACCCAAGCGCGCUGCCAUCUCUUCAGAAAACGCUAUUCCCGAGUUCAAGCAGAUGCUCGCCGCAGCUGAGGACGACGAGACGAUCGAGAAGGCAGUCAAGCAAAUGGGCGAGAUUGUUCGGAAGCUCAUCAAGGACAGCUUUGCUGAUGUGUUUUACUCGCGGGCUGCUGAGAAUUUGGGAGUUAUGAGGGAGGAGUUGCUUGGGUUCGAGAUGCCAAUGCUGUACAACAAGCUUCUGAGAGCGCUGAAGAAGAGCUUGCUGAGUGGUGAGCUGGAUGGUGACCGGAGGGAGAUGUGGUAUAAGCAUAUUGUGGGUGGUGGACUGGGGCUCAUCACGAAGGAGGAGCUGGAUGUUUCGGAUGUGACCGAGGAGGAGGCUAAGGCUUUUGCGAAGUGAGAAUUGGUGAGCAUGGAGGCAUGAUGUUGUAAUGAUAUUUAUUUGUGGAAGAUCGAUGGGAUCUGGUCUAGGCAGUUUCGGUGAGCGAGGAGUUUUUGGUCGAGUGUGAAAUUACUCGCCCUCUUUGUUGCAAACACAACCUGAAUAUUGCAGAAUCUGAAGGUAGCAAUUAUUUCAGAGGGCAGAGGGGUCUAAAAUGAUUGAGGUACGUGUAAACUUUGGGCACUGGGAAAACCUUAGUUAGCUAGCAGUCACAUGUCCAAGUUGUUCUUCAUCCUGCUUGCCAGCAUUCUGUUGUAUAGAGUGUGGUCGUGAAAAAAAGUCGAAAAACUCACCGGUCAAACCCAGAAGGAGGUGGCCGGUUACGAACACCUCGGUGGUUUUACUUCGAAUCGAACUCGGGGGACA